AUGUCCACCCAAUCAUCUGAUAUUCCAACAAUUGAAAUAAAAGAUAAUGAAAUGAAAGAUUUAUUAAAAUAUCUUUAUAAAAAUGAACCAUUAUUAAAAGAAAAUGGCGCAAUAAAAUUAAUUCCAACAUCAAAUUUUAAAAAUCUAUUAAAAAAAACACCAAUAAAUAUUCCAUUAUGUUCAACAAUUCAACAAGUUAAACAAAUUGAUAAGGAAAAUUUAAUGUAUUUAAUAAAAACAAAUUCAUUGAAAAAAAAUAAAGAACUUUCAAAAGAAAAUAGUUUAAUAAAUGAUGAAAUGUUUUGGUUAUUAUUACCAAAUGGAUUUA
Messenger RNA from Adineta steineri, 328 nucleotides. NCBI's taxonomy places the organism in Eukaryota, Metazoa, Rotifera, Eurotatoria, Adinetida, Adinetidae. The record is from the annotation of a GenBank genome assembly.